Messenger RNA from Hemicordylus capensis (graceful crag lizard), 6137 nucleotides. Its product is annotated as leukocyte receptor cluster member 9-like. The transcript has 3 exons. The record is from RefSeq and is a predicted model, not a curated record. The coding region runs from base 725 to 1402 and encodes 225 amino acids. NCBI's taxonomy places the organism in Eukaryota, Metazoa, Chordata, Lepidosauria, Squamata, Cordylidae. Gene Ontology annotation, molecular function: metal ion binding.
GACUAGGAACAGGACUCCUGGGUCCUUUGGAAAAACAGUAUGGGCUGCUAGCUUAGAACCAGGAUGUGAGACCCUAGACUUCUUUUGGCAGGAUAGAUGAGCAGUCUGGCAUUCCAAGUUCCUUUUGAAUUGGGCAGUGGGGAAGGCUGAGAGCCAGGACACCCGGGUUCUUCUGCAAAGGGGCUAGAGAGUAACAGAAUGGAGCCCCUGAUUGUCUCUAAACAGAAGGGUGGCAUCUUCUGAGGAAUUAAAAGCAGGAAGACUGACAGCCACCUAGGACACCUGGGUCCUCUUCCCACUUUGCUCUUUAAAGGAGGAGCGAGGAUGAGAAGUAUACUAAAUAAAUAAAAAGACCAGGCGGCCGCCACCCCGAGAAGGGAGGAGUGAAAGCUCGUGACGGAGAGAGGAGGGAGUGCGAAAAGCGGACAAAUGCAAACCGAGGAAAGGGAGAACUUGCUGGGGAUUUCUGAGAACAGCCCGCCGACUUCCCGGACGUAGCUGGACAAAAGCGGCGACAGGAUCCAGCUUGGGCACUGGGGGGAGGAGGAGGAGGAGGAGGAGGAGAUACGCGGCGGCGUGUCUGUGGCUCCGGCGGCGGCGGCGGCACUGCCUGUCUUGGCGGAGGCAGCGGAUCGGGGCGACUACAAAAGCAGGAAGAGAGAGACGGGACGCUCCUGUGAGUCACCCUGAGCUGCAGGGAAAGGACGGCGGAGCGUUUGCCAAGAUGCCCAUCCUCAAGCAGUCCCCCGUCUCCCACUCCAAGAAGCGGCCCCGUCUGGAUCGGGCCAUGAUCAGUGCCCCGCUGGGGGAUUUCCGACACACCAUGCACAUUGGCCGUGGGGGAGAUGCCUUUGGCGAUACAUCUUUCCUCAGCAACCACGGGGGCUCCAAGGCCAACGGGCUGCCCCCUGAUGUGGCCGUGUCCCCUGGGCGCCUCUCUGGCUCUGAAGACAUCUCUGGCCGCUUUGAGCUGCUGUCUUCCCCUGGCAGUGGGAAUGGAGUAGUUUCAAGCCCAGCAACGUCGACCCCUGAUGGCAGCUUUGUGGCACUGCAGCACCCUAUGGAGGAACAACAGACACAGAAGGCUCCCAACCGAGGAGACUGGGACCUACAGCAGAAGUUCUCGUUGGAGAGCCCUACGCUGGAACAUGCUGAAUCCCUUCUCUCUUUCCAGUUGGACUUAGGACCCUCCAUCUUGGAUGAGGUUCUAGGAGUGAUGGAUAAAGACUGGGACAGUAUCAAAGGGGAGGAACAGGAACCGUCAAGGGAUGAGUGCUCAAGUCCAGAAAGGUGCCUCCAUCAUGACGAGGAAAGGGAGGAGGAGGAGGAGGAGGAAGAAGAGGAAGAGGAAGGGCAGGGCUACACCUUUGAGGAUGAGCAGGAUGAAGAGAUUGGCCUAUAGGAAAAACGGAGCGAUGCUGGUCUUGCACUCCUCUGUUUUUUGUCCCCAGCACUCCUUCAGGCCUCUCUUUGCAGAGUUCCCCAGCCUCUCGGACAGCCAGUGGACCAGACCUGGCCUGCAGAUGAUCUCUGGUUGACUUGCCAUUUACCUGUGGUCUACAGAGGAAACUUUCAGCCUUGAAUCUCUUGUACUUGACAUUAAGGGGAAAAAUCAAAGAAAGAUGCAGGCUGUGCGCUCCCAAUGACAUUCCUGCAGUCUUCCUUCCUGUAUGAGACAAGGCGGUAUCUUCUGGACUUGAUUCUUUUGGCCUGGCAACAGCAAAUGAAUAAAGAGGGAGGAGGAAGGAACUUGGCCUCUCACUCCUGUGAUCUACCCGAUACUGGCCCUUGUCCAUCACAAUCAUAGGAUGUUUUGCGGAACACCACCUCUGGGAAAUGGGGUUGUAGCACACACUCAAGACUUUCUCCUUGCUCCAUCCUUUUGCCUUCUGGUUCUUGUGCUCCCUCACAAGGCCUGGGAUGAUACAAACCUGUCUCCAUAUGGAGAAACACGCCUCUAUGUCUGGCUACCCCCUUUCUCUGUAAUUGACACAGCAGUACAUUUUGAUGCUUUAAGGAAACCCUCCAUCUGCCUACCUUCCAGUCUCACCUUCAGUUUCUCCAUCUUUGCCCAACCAUCCGAUCAGGGAAACUACCCAACUAUAGAAUUCCAACUGCCUUCUCAGUGGUUAGUUUCCUGAUCUAACUUUGGAAGCACAGUUGGGUUAAAAGCCAGAUAGAUGGGUGCCAAAAUAGAUUUAACUGCUGGCACACUGGGAAAUGGAAGGAGGGAUUGAUGGAUAUCUAAACAACAUUUUCUAUUUAUCUGUCAAUUUUCAGCUAUCUAUCCAAUUAUCCCUUUUGUUUUCCUAUCCAACAUUUAGUUGACUGUUCAACAAUCUUGUGUAGCCACUCAUCUAUUUAUUCGCCAUCUUCUAUUCAUCAGUUUAUCCUGGAGUCCUCCUAUCUGCCCUUUCACUGUGUCUUUCUCUUCAGUGAAUACAUUGAUUGUGUUUAUAUAUUCAGUAGCGGUGCUGCUAACACUGCAAGACCUUUUGCUAUGGGGCUCAUACUCUGAUCUAGUGCAAGACUGUCAGGGAAGGAAGAUAGAGAAGGGAUUCAGAGAGGAAGUUGAAGAAGAUGGUUUGCUCUUUGGGGAUGAGAGAGAGGGGUGGGGUGGGGUAAGAAGUGUCCUCAUUUGCCUUCCAAGGAGACAGUAAAGAGAACAAAUGAAUAAUGUUUUGGACAUAAUGUGAACUGACUGUUGAGCUGGAUUGUAAAUAGUCACUCACUGGUCGCGUAUGGUGAAUGCAACAGUCGCUUGCAGUGACAAGCAGGAUACUUCUCAUAUAUUACAAGAAGGCUUUUGAUCCCUUUCAGUCGAUCAAAUGGCUGGUACAGAUAUAUGUGGGCAGGCUAGCUAUAUGCUUUUUCUGUGGGUAGUAACUCAUUUUCAAAGGACAAAACUAGGAACACUUAGGUGGAGAUACAAUGCACACUCUGUUUCAAGCUGUGAUGGGGCCAGGGUGAUUGAUCCUUAAGGCAAGGUUGCGUCAACAGACUGCAUCUCCAUCAAAUGUGAACUGGACAGCCUUCUAAAUGAGACUCUGAAUACUCUUUAGUGGACUUGAGAUCGUGAUAACUGGAAGGGAGUUCACUGGUUCAUACUAGACCACAGCGCUCCUUGAUAACUGACUCCAGAUCCCCAUCUAUCAGCCUAACAGUCUGUCCUUUCGCUCCCUUGGUGGAUUCCUCUGUUAAAAUGACAUUCCAUUGUUGGCAGAAAUCUAGCUCUUGCUAUCUCCUGAGCAUCCCUGUGUCUGGGGAGAUGAGUGGCAAGCAGUCUGGAAGCUAAUAUACCCCUUUGCCAAAUCAUUUAAGGUCUCCUGUUACUCUUCUCAUGUCUCCCUCAGGUGCUGCCCCUGGUUUCUUAUCUGUGAGACUGUUUACCCUAGUGAAAUUGUGGUAUCUAAUCACAGCCUUACCAUAAUCUAAUACAGAUGAGUUGCCCUUUAACACAGUUUGAGUUGGGGAAGGAUGGUUGUAUUUUGCUCCUUCCACCUGUGUCUAUGGGUGGGUGAAGAUCUAACCCAUGUUUAGUGAUAUUUAUUCUCCCUUGCAUCUGUAUAUUUAUUCCAGACCAAUUCAUCAAAUUGGAAAGGGUGUGACUGCAAUGUAUGUGUCUUCCAUGCAGUUUUUACCCAUUGCAAUAACUAGUAAUUUUGCACUUCCAAGAUGGGAUUGAUGCGCUUCUACUCUCUCCUGCCCUUCCCACAAAAUGGAGACCAGGUUCUAAUGUGUCAAUAUGAAGGCAGGAUGGGAUUCCUUGCUAUUCACAGUAGGGAAAACCCUUUUUUAGGACUGGCAAAAUGAACAGUUCACACUGUAGCAAGCAAGCUUUUGAGUUCUCCACAGUAUUUCUUCAGGCGGGAUGUUAAGCAGAAUGGGGGUGGGGCAGGGAAGAGACACAUUUGGGGCAUAACACAGAAGCUCCAAGGUCUGUAAUUCAGAUGGAGUACAGGUGCUUUCUUCCAGGCUUAAUUUGGCUUGUCUCCCACCUAGCAAACUGAGAUCUCUUUAGCCUCUGCUAGGUACAAAUCAAAAGUAUGAAGCGUCUUGUACCCAGCCUUAUUACAAGCUGCAAACCUGGCCUUUUCUAUCAUGUCCAAAAUUCUCUUCCUUCAUCUUCCCCCACCCUCUUUUCAUCGUUGUUUUGCUUAACAUCCAGCCUGAAGAAGAGUUCUGGAGAACUCAAAAGUUUGCUUGCUAUUCUGGAUAUAUUUUAAUUGCCCUAAUAAAGGUAUUGCCCAGUUUGGGGGUGUUUUUAAAAAAAUGAACCAACAUGAUUAUCUACAAGUUUUGUGAGUCCUGACUAUGUUAUCACUGCUGCCUUUGCUGCUGUAGAUAUCAAAGCCUCUGGUAUGAAACAGAACAUCUCUUGCUACAUAGAUCUCUGCUCUUUUGCAAGUGAGAAAAAACAAUGUGGGUAGGGAGAAAGGAAGCUGGAGUGGAUGGGCUCUUGUCUCUAAUGCUGUUACAGUGACCCUGAAUUGUGUACCCUUUUAAGCAAAGUGUUAUCUUUGGGCCUCCAGCUGUUGUUGGACUACAACUCCCAUCAUCCCCACUACAGUGGCCAAUAGCCAGGGAUAACAGGAGUUGUAGUUGUAGCCCAGCAUGUGCAGGGCUAAAACACAUGGUAGGAAGACUUUAUUAUUAUUAUUAUUAUUAUUACUUUUACUAUUAUUAUUAUUUUAGCGUUUAAUAUAUUGUGCAGGAAGCUUCAUUACAUAGAAGCAGGGAUGUUGGAAAGUGGGACUCCAGGGUUCUUUGGAAGGUUAUGUGUGUCUUGUGUUUGGGGGGGGUGGGAUCUCAGGGCACUCUGAGGUCAUUACUUGGGGAAGAGUGGAGCUUUAAUGUAUUACAGAGGUCAAAGGGAGUGCAGUUGAGUUUUGUAGUGAGGAAGUAAAGCCGAGCCAGUGGGGCUGGGAGCUAGGACCCCAUGGACCUUCUGGGACAGAGGUCCCCAGCCUGUGGGCCUUAAAUGUUGAAUUACAACUCCCAUCCUCCCCAGCUGUGAUAAACUGCAGCUGGGAAUGAUGGGAGUUGGAUUUCAACAACAUCUGGAGGACCACAGGCUGGGGACCUCUGUUCUAGAACAGCUGGUGGGGCAUGGCCCAAACUAGAUUGCACCUUAAACCAGUGGCAGUAUCACUGUGUUUUGAAAACUGCUCUACAGCAUCAACUAGUGCAGGGAUAGGCAACCUUGGCACCCCAGCUCUUGUUGAGCUACAACUCCCAUCAUCCCCAGCCACCAAAGGUUGACGUUUACUGCUCAAGAAGGAUCAGUCUGUCUAAAUGGAGAGCUGUGGGUUUUGUGAAGGAGGCAGUGGAGGAUCUGAAGCAACUGUAAGAUUCCUGUACUGAGUGGGGAGGGGGUGGACUAGAAGACCUCCAAGGUCCCUUCCAACUCUAAAAUGCUGAGAUCUAAGAAAGGAGGUCCCAACCACGAAUCCUCAGUUGUUGGACUACAACUCCCAUCAUGUAGUCUGGCCGUUGUGGCUGGGGAUAAUGGGAGUUGUAGUUCAACAACAUCUGGGAACCCCUGGUGAGGGAGUAGGCGGUGAGUGAGGUACAUUGGUUUAAAAGAAGGGGAUCUAGAACGUCUUUUUCUAUCUUAUGCCGUAAGCUAUUGUAUAACAUCAAAUUGUCCUUCCUUGUCACUGUGGACUCGGUUUCUAUUCUAAAAUAGGAAAGGUGAAAAUGAUUAACUUCCUGCGGAGGCUGUGUGUCCCUGUGAUACUUUUAAAAGCUGUCCUAGGCAUGAUCAACAAGGACCAGCCACUGACUGCAAAAGAGAUCAGGGCUGGUCUCCGAUCUCUGCUCCUUUGGGCGGAUAAAGCCUUCAACUGUUGUCUUCCUUUUAUUCCACCACCAGAUUUUAAGCCUAGAACCUAAUCUUUGGAUCUCAUUGCCCUUUUGUUGGGUUUUUGGAUCCUCAUGCUUAACGUGGUGAAAUUCUUCUAAUAUGUACAUUUUUAUGAUUUUGUAAUAGCUCAUUUUAUUGAUUCCUGUGUAUAAAAUGUCUCUAUAAACUUCCCCUGACCACACCAUGUUAACUUUCAUCCUAGUCGCAGAAUGUUUGUAUGGUGACCAAAGUGUUUGAUAUUUCUUGUAAUUAAAACCAAAUUAGUUUCGGA